Pteropus alecto (black flying fox) is the source of this 2454-nucleotide messenger RNA. It is a transcript of the gene SH2D3A, whose product is annotated as SH2 domain containing 3A. Gene Ontology annotation, biological process: small GTPase-mediated signal transduction; positive regulation of peptidyl-serine phosphorylation. The transcript is spliced from 9 exons. The coding region runs from base 207 to 1961 and encodes 584 amino acids. Lineage: Eukaryota; Metazoa; Chordata; Mammalia; Chiroptera; Pteropodidae. The record is from RefSeq and is a predicted model, not a curated record. Gene Ontology annotation, molecular function: guanyl-nucleotide exchange factor activity.
GGUACGGACUCGGUUCUUAGGCGGCGCCGCCGGGGAAGGCGAGACCCGACUGGGGCCCGCAGGGCGGGGCGCGGAGCCGCAGAGCCUCAGGCUUCCGUCUGGCCCCAGCCCCUUAGGAGCUCCGCAGGUUUCCGCCCAGAUAUGGAAGACUGAGGCCCGUUGAUAGUGCAGAACUCAGCCCCAGCACCACCGCCCCCAAGAGCCCCAUGCAGGUGCCACAGGAUGGAGAGGACUUUGCCAGCCAACCCUGGUACCACGGCCCCUUGUCCCGCCAGAAGGCAGAGGCUCUUCUUCGGCAAGAUGGGGACUUCUUGGUUCGUGCAUCUGAAUCCCAUGGAGGCCACCCUGUGAUCUCCUGCCGCUGGCAGGGCUUGGCCUUACACUUCGAGGUUCUCUGUGUGGCCCUGCGUCCGCGGCCAGGCCGGCCCGCAGCCCUCUUUCAGCUAGAGGAUGAGCGUUUCCCAAGCCUGCAUGCCCUGGUUCACAGCUAUGUGAGCGGCCAGCGUCCGCUGACCCAGGCCACCGGGGCUGUGGCCUCCAGGCCGGUGACACGGCAAGAGUCCAUCCGAUGCAGCUUUAGUGAGGACACCCUCCUAGACAGCCCAGCUCGUGUAAAGCUGCUCAGGGAUAGGAAGUGGAGUGACAGUCAGCCUGCAGGUUUGGAGCUUGUGGGGCAGUCAAGAGAAGGCCACUCUGGACCAGGAGCCUCUGCCGUGCCCACGUUUGCCCUGCGUCGGAUGGGUAGUGACCCUGUGUUGCUGAAGACCUCAGACCCCCUGGGGUCCAUUGCUGACAGCCUCUGGGCUUCGGAUGGGCAGCUUCACACCAAGAUGCCAACCAAGCCACCUCGAACACCCCCACUAGUGCUACCCGAUGCCUCUGGACGCCCCCCAACAUACUGUGAGCUGGUGCUCCGUGUGCCCAGUGCCCGGGGAACACCCUCUGGCCACAGCUGCCCAGAGCCAGAGACCCCCUGGUGGGAGACCCAGGAGGAGGCAGAGGACGAGAGAUGUUUUGCAAGACCACAGGCACAGGUCUCUUUCUGCCCUGCUGACAACCCCUCCAGCCUGCUGGGCCCCCAGAAUCGGCCCCUGGAACCAAAAGUCCUACAUAUUCUCCGUGGCCUGUUCCUGGAGCACCAUCCUGCCAGCACUGCCUGCCACUUGCUAUUGGCAGACUGCCAGGCCACAGGCCUACUGGGAGUGACCAAGGCUCAGAGGGAUGCCAUGGGGGUUGCCUCUGGCCUGGAACUGCUCACACUUCCCCAUGGCCAUUGCUUGAGGUCAGAACUGCUGGAGAGGCACGAGGCACUGGUACUGGCUGGCGCGCUGGCGGUGCUGGGCUGCUCAGGGCCCCUGGAGGAGCGCGCGGCCGCCCUGAGGGGCCUGGUGGAGCUGGCACUGGAGCUGCGGCCAGGGGCAGCGGGGGACCUGCCUGGACUGGCCGCAGUCAUGGGCGCCCUGCUCAUGCCGCAGGUGUCCAGGCUGGAACGCACAUGGCGCCAGCUCCGAAGGAGCCACACCGAGGCAGCGCUGGCCUUCGAGCAGGAGCUGAAGCCGCUGAUGCGGGCGCUGGAUGAGGGCGCCGGACCCUGCGACCCGGGCGAGGUGGCUCUGCCUCACGUGGCACCCGCGGUGCGCCUGCUGGAGGGUGAAGAGAUCCUGGGGCCGCUGGACGAGAGCUGCGAGCAGCUGCUGCGCACGCUGCAGCGGGCGCGUCAAGUGGCCCGGGAUGCGCCCAAAUUCCGCGAGGCAGCGGCCCGGCGCCUGCGAGGUGAGCGCCGGGCUGCCAGGGGGCCCGACUUUGGGAGCACCCCAUGUGCUCUAACCCGGUGCCCCCACACUAACCGGGCUAUAGACCAGAGCCUCCCACCAGGCCUUCCAGAAUGUCACCCAAACUGGGACGGCUUCCCCCAGUGGCUUCCAAGCCCUUGCCACAACCAACUGUGCCCUCCACCCUAAAAGGGGUGAUCCGCCCCCUGGAGUCACGCCCAUGGGGUCCCACUUCCUCCCAAGCUUGUCGUGCACGGGUGGCCUGGCCCCCAAAUCCCGACCCCGCAGUGGCUCCGUCUCUAGGCACAGCCCCUAAGGCGGGGCCCCUUAGCAGUUCGAACAGAGCGCCCCCAUCACCCUAGCAGAGCCUACCUCCACGGAGCCCCUCCCUCUCACAUGCCCCCUCCUCCCACCCCUCCUACUCCCCCAUCCCCCACCGCGCUAGGUCAAAGUCCCAGGGGAGAAGGCAGUGUGAAGCGGGGCGAGGAGGGGCGAGGCGGUGCUUGGGCCCCCCGCCGCUAGCGCACCUGGCCCCGCCUCCAGGAUUUCGGCCCAACCCAGAGCUGAGCGAGGCCCUGACCACCGGCUUUAUGCGGAGGCUGCUCUGGGGGAGCCGGGGCGAGGGGGCGCCACGGGCUGCACGUUUGGAGAAAUUCCAGCUCGUCCUUAGUGUCUUGUCGCA